GGGUAGGGCGUCGUAGGGGCAGAACGAGCGCCGCGACGCCUCGACGCGCACAGUCGCGGCUCGAACGCCGUUGCCUGCGAACGUGUCGUCCUCGCGGUCCGUGCUCGUCCACUCGGCGACGCGGAUGAUAUUUCGUUGGUGUUCGCCUCGAUCGCCUCGCGGUUACUGAAUGAAAAGAGUCGACCAGGACAGAGGGAGCGAGGACGAUGUGAACGCGAUCGCGAUUGGACUCUCGCCGGCAAGGAGACUUUCUUUCUCUUUCUGUUUCUCUCUGUUUCUUUCUCUCCCUCUCUUUCUCUCUUUCUCUUUCUCUCUCUCUCUCUCUCUCUCUCUGUCCGAGGAGAACACUGAAGAGAUCGAUCGGAGCCGGGUCUUGAGACACGAAGAGAGCGAGCACAUGUUCGGUUCUGAUGAGCAGUGACACGGUCGACGCGCGCGUCAAAACAGUGCUUCCCGUCGCUUUCCUCGGAGGAGAUGGCCGACGACAGGUGAUCGACCUUGUGAUCGAUGAUCGAGGGACCCUGGGCGUCAGGCGCCAGUGUUCAGAAUCGUGUACGCGAGCGUUCUGAACGCGCGAACGCGGCAGCGACUGGGUGAUCGAGAGGAGAACUGCAGAUCUCGUCAGAGUUUCCCACCGAUACGGACGAUACUGGUCGCAAUGAGUCGCGAGCACGUGUGUGAUUUCCCGCAGUCUAGUCACAAGUACGCGCCGUCUCUUGUCGUAUUUGAUAUCUCACGCUGUACCAAAUUGUAGAGCUUAUAGAGCGAGACCGUAGACGUGUCGAUUCUAUCGGUGCAGAAGAAGAAAAAGAAGAAGAAGACAAAGUAAGAGGGAAGGAAAGGUGACGACCGCAAGUUAAUCGUUUAGCACUUGUUAGCCAGAAAUUAAGACGUAACGGUCAAUAUAACUCGUUAGAAUACGGGAAAAGAGAAAACGAAAAAAGACACUCGACACGCGCGUCUCAACACAUCUGUGAUCUCAAUCGUGAAUAGAGACAGUCUCAUGUUAACGCGCUAUCAUAUCGACAGGCAUCGUAACAUUCGCGGGUGGUCUCGCAGUGACGUAAAACUGUUCAGGGAGACAAGUUAUAUUGACACUUGAAGACCGUCGGCGUCUUUCUUAUUGCUAUCUGACUCUCUCGACUAACGAGUGUCGGCCGCGCGCGCACUGACAGUAUCGACAGCCACGAAUUUGUGGGGACUCCAGAGCUAUACACGCGACAUGUCACGAACGACUGCGGCUUCCGAGGCUCAGGAGAAUUAUUGAGGCCCCGCAAGGGAAUGGAUUUUCAGAGCGCGAUGGACACUUUCGUAGAGGCAUGGGUGGCCGCUAAGACGGACCAAGUACAGAGCCAAGCUUUGGCAUUGACACACAAGGCCUCGCCACCAUCUAGACCUAGCAGCGUAUCCUCGUUACCGAGGAGUCCUCAGUCUCAUCAGUCUCAACAGUCUCAGCCGCAGAGCACACCUCAGCCCACGCCGGUGCACCCGCUACAGUCUCAGACACCUCUGAGCGCACCACAGACACCGUUCUCCGCGCACAAUCAGCACCCAAAGCAAGAAAUCAACGUUAGCCCCAAGCAGGAGGGCUUUGAUCUCAGCAAAACCGCCUCCAGCACAGCGAAAAAUCUGCCGGUGCAUUGUGUGGUGGAGACGAUUCACAAUAUUGUAGAAAGUCAUGUAAGCAACAGUCGCGAAAAAUGGCGAAGCCCACAGGUGGAGACGGACUCUUACGUUAUCAUUCCGGUAGCUAUGCCCUUUCAGGACUUGGUGGGCGAGGCGCUCGUUCGUUUAGGGUAUUCCAGCGAUCUGAUACCGAGCGCCCGAGGGAGCAUCGUUAUACGAAACUGGAAACCCCUGCCGAUGGAAAAGGUCGCCGAUGGGCCGUUGCUGACGGUGGGGGACAUUCUGGCCGAACUGACGUCGGUGGCGACCCUGAAAAUUCAGGUGUACAGAUCCAGGCCGCCACCCCCCAGUCCAGCCGCUGAAGUUAGAAAUAAAUUGCUGAGGUUGCUGCUGUUACACAGCCAUACGCUACUCGUUUCCGCCGGAUGCCCCUUGGACGAGAUGACCCUGCUAUCCCUCUGCCGAGGCGGCAAUGAUCUCACAGAAGAGACAAAGAGGAACUUCGAGACGUGGUUGCAGCAGCAACAGAUAGGUCUCGGGAUAAACCCAAUAGCACCGACUUCUAACCACCAUCAUCAUCACACGCAGAGCCCGCAACCCGACAGCGGCGGCUCGAUCACGCCCGGCAGCGGUCCCAUCGGCCCACCGCAUCCGGCGCUACUCCAGUAUUCGCACAAGACCCGAAUGAGGACCAGCUUCGAUUCAGAACUCGAGCUGCCGCGUCUUCAGCGUUGGUUCGCUGAGAACCAGCAUCCGUCGCGCGAGCAGAUACAGCACUACGUCGCGGAAUUGAACUCAUUGGAGUCGCGCCGUGGCAGGAAGCCGUUGGACGCGAACAACGUCGUAUAUUGGUUUAAGAACGCGAGAGCGGCGCAGAAGAGAGCCAGCAUGAACGGAUGCAGCCCGCCUGGGCUCAGCCCGAGGGGUGCCAGCAUCGUCAGCGAGGAUUGCACUGACGAGGAGGACGACACCAGGCAGCAGUCGACGUCGGGGUCACCCUGCCCUCCGAGCAGUCCACCCGUCGGUCCCUUGUCCUUGACUACGAGACCAGAGGACCAACAGCCACCGUCGUCGACCCCCUCCUCGGUGAAGCAGGAGGACGCGAGGGUGUCCUCCGGUUCAGAGGACGACGAGGCGAGGCACACGGGCCCCAUCCCGCCGGGAUUCUCGCUAGUGCCAAGUCCCAUGUUCGGCCACGGCAUAAUGUACAUGUCGCAUUAUCUGCCGCCGCGCGGGCCAACCGGCUGUCCCACCAGCAUGCUGGCCGACGAGAGGAGGAAGAGAAACCGGACGUUCAUCGAUCCCGUGACGGAAGUGCCGAGACUGGAGUAUUGGUUCAAACGCAGCACUCACCCGAGCCACGCGCUCAUUCUAUCGUACACGGAGGAGUUGAACAAGAUGCCGUAUCGUCAGAAGUUCCCGCGUCUGGAGCCGAAGAACGUGCAAUUCUGGUUCAAGAACCGCAGGGCCAAGAACAAGCGGCUGAAGAUGGCUCUGUUUGAAGGCGAGUCACCGCAACAGCAUCCAUAUCACGCGGACUAGUUAAUUUCAUUAAAUAACGUUCACUAGAAAAACGCGAGGAACAAACGGCGGAUAUGCGCGCGCGCGCGUUGGCGCGAGGAAAUAAAGGGAAAUCGUUAAUCGACCUGUUACUCCUUACUACCGUUGAUACGCGGCUUUAACGCUUUACGGGCCGCACAUUCAUUGUAAUUAUCACGUAAUAAUUAAUAUAAUUAUUAUGGACUUUCAUGAGAGUGUAAAUACGAGAUGAUGUCGAAUAAAAGCUAUACAUCACA
Molecule: messenger RNA, 3422 nt
Organism: Odontomachus brunneus
Lineage: Eukaryota; Metazoa; Arthropoda; Insecta; Hymenoptera; Formicidae
Gene: dve
Exons: 7
Coding region: 1282-3168 (628 amino acids)
Biological process (GO): chromatin remodeling; regulation of transcription by RNA polymerase II
Molecular function (GO): DNA-binding transcription factor activity, RNA polymerase II-specific; RNA polymerase II cis-regulatory region sequence-specific DNA binding
Source: RefSeq, a predicted model, not a curated record